Messenger RNA from Condylura cristata (star-nosed mole), 1427 nucleotides. RefSeq names its product circadian associated repressor of transcription (gene CIART). Bases 182 to 1366 code for a protein of 394 amino acids. Gene Ontology annotation, cellular component: nucleus. Lineage: Eukaryota; Metazoa; Chordata; Mammalia; Eulipotyphla; Talpidae. The transcript is spliced from 5 exons. The record is from RefSeq and is a predicted model, not a curated record. Gene Ontology annotation, biological process: negative regulation of DNA-templated transcription; circadian regulation of gene expression. Gene Ontology annotation, molecular function: RNA polymerase II cis-regulatory region sequence-specific DNA binding.
UGUGUCUGAACAGGUAAUAUUGGGGGGCGAGGAGAGCUUUCCGCCCACACGGUGUGCGCCAGCCCGUCCGUCCUUCGUAAUUGUCAGAUUCUGGUGUCAGACUCCUUUGCUCUGCCUUCAGUUUCAGGUUCCGAUCUUCGGCUACUCCUGGAGCAGCUGUCCAGCCCCUGCUUUUCAGCCCAUGGAUUCUUCAUCUAGCGUUUCUUCCUACUCUCUCCGUUCCUCUUUUUCCAUCUCCCCAGUGAACAGUGACUUUGGCUCCCCCUCGGAUAGUGAGGUGGAGGACCGAGGGGCCCAGGGCCCCAGGCCAGACACUGUUGGGCAGAAGGGAGGUCGUGGGCCCAGCCCGGGUCCUAUCCGAUGCAGGCAACGGCCCAAGGUUUCCAGUAAUCAACGUUCAGCAUCUCACUUGGAACAGCGGGGCUUGCCUUCUCCUGUGGCAGCAUCUGGGGUGAAAAGAUCAAGGGAUGAUGAGCUGGAGGCAGGUCUAAAUACUGAGAGUUGUAGCACAGAAGGAGACCUGCUCUUUGCCCAGAAGUGUAAAGAGCUCCAAGGAUUCAUUCGCCCUCUCACAGACCUUCUGAAUGGGCUGAAGAUGGGUCGCUUUGAGAGAGGGUUGAGCAGCUUUCAGCAGAGCGUGGCGAUGGACAGAAUCCAGCGGAUUGUAGGUGUUCUGCAGAAGCCACAGAUGGGGGAGCGUUAUCUGGGAACCCUGAUCCAGGUGGAGGGGAUGCUGAAGACUUGGUUUCCCCAUAUAGCUGCCCAGAAGUCACCACUGGGGAGCAGCAGGCAGCAGCUGGCCAAGCAUUUUCCAAGCCACCAUAGUUACCCAGCUGCUUCCUCUCCUGACCCUCCCGUGGAGAAGGUGGAGCAGACUCAGCUCGGACACAUAGUGUUGAAACCACAGCAGCCGUGGCGCCUCGCUGAGUGGCCAGUGAUGAACCUCACUUGGAUCCACGCUAGCCCGAUCUGCAACCCCCCUCUCAGCUCCCCGGGGACCAUCUCCAUCAGCCACGGCCCUUUAGACACUGGAGCCAGCAUCGGCGUCGUCCUUUUCCUCCAGCCUGGAGGGCGGCCCUUCACCCACUCAGCCCCGGCCACGCCUGUCCUGCCCCCUGCAGCGUCGCCUGUCACCCCCGCUGGCCCUGAUACCCUGUCCGGAGAAGAGUCUCGCAGCCGCAGCUUGCCAGCGACCCUGCCCUCGGACUGGAGCGGCCCCCGGCCUCCCCCUGGCCCACUGGCUGCAGCCAGUGAGGGGACGACAGGGCGCCUGGUGCCGAGGAGAAGCCACCUGCAGGUGCUCCUGCCAGCCGUCUCCUCGAGCCCUGAGCAGCCUCAGGCGGCGGUGUCUAGCUGGUGUAAAUAGCGCGCGCUCUCUCUAUCUCUUUUUUACUUUUGUGUGCGUUUGUGUUGAGGGAAGAGAAAUC